AUGCCUCAUUCAGAUACUGAGUCCACAGGGUCGGAGAUCAGCUUCGACUACGAAGAUGACGACAAUCUGGUGAUCCUGUUUGAGGAAGCCUACAGUGACGAUGCUUCUCAAGGCACCCAGGAGGAUUAUCCACAAGAUGAGCCGCAAAACCUUACUCUGCGUCUGAAGCCUUCGCCAAACUACCUUACGCUGUGCCAUUACAGGCCAAUGAAGCUCAGCUGGUACAUCAUGGAAAGGAUGAUAAUACCUGCUCGGAAGCUCACGAAUACCUUGAUUCUCGGACACUCUUUGGACGAGAUAUUGGUGAUGUUGCACUAUAAGAAGUGGCUGGUUGACGAGCUAACAAGCGACUUUUACGAUGACCUGGACAGACUACGAGAGAAGUGUGGUCUCUGCCGAGAACUGAACAUGACAUAUCCCAUCACCAAGCAUGAAGACUACAUGUGCUACAUUUGCUGUGAGUCAGGACCAAUGGAGACAUUCAGCUUAUCUUGUGGGCAUGAGUUUUGCGUUCAGUGCUAUGGCCAGUAUCUAGAUGGGAUCAUCAAGAAGGGAGAACUCGCUCAGUGCAUGGAUCCUCAGUGCAAGAUGGUCUUGUAUCAUUCUGAUGUGGAGAAACUCUUACAGUUCGUUCCACCCGAGGAAGAGGUGCCCAUGGAAAAGCUAGACAUUGACUCUGAUAGCAGCGAUGAGGAGGAAAAUGCCGACAACAAUGUGGCCGAUUUCAACAAUUACGAGGUGAAUCUUGCCACUGAAUACGACCUUCAUUUCAAUAAUGUUGAGUUUAAGAAUGAGUCAUGGCCCAAUGAAUCCAGUGAGCCACUUCUCCGAAAUGCGCUUCUCCAAGCAGCGGCAAAGCUGGCACUCGAAGCAUCAAGAAAACGGUUCCACGAAAGAAAAGAAGUCGAUACUGGUGGCAAGGCAGAGAGGCAGAAUGCUCUCAACCGUUAUCUUCAUUACUACAAGCGUUUUGCGGUGCAUCAGCGCUCCAUGAAAGGAGACGAAAAAACCCUUGCCAGCAUACAUCGCUACAUGCUUUUGUACAUGAAGUCACAGACGACUAACAACAAGAAAAAUGUUUCGUGGAAUGAUGCUCAAUUCAUGUCAGAUGCGAUCCGGAGUCUUAUUGGAGGCAGAAGAACAUUGAUGUGGUCUUACGCAUUCAUGUUUUACCUUGACAAGAGCAAUUAUUGCGAUAUUCUUGAGGGCAUGCAAGACUAUCUCAAUGACAGCGUAGAAUCGCUUUCGAAGAUUUUCGAGGAUGUUGGAGCGGAAAAGAAAAAGAAGCCGGAUGAGCUUCGUCACAGAGCCAUUCGAAACGAGCAGAUCAGACAUAGCUCCACUUCUGCCCUCGAACCUCCUCGUGCAGUGGCACCGCCCUUGAAGAAUAUUCAAAUGGUUCAUGAUGCCCCGUUCAGAACCCUUAAUCCUCCGACACAUUCGCAUAAGUUUGGCAACAGAUGGGCUCAGUUCAAUUUGGAAGAAGUACAGCAGAGGCCGACAUCAGCUACAGGUGAUUCCGCUGAUAGUUCAGCUCCUGCUCCACACAAGAGACGUAUUAACAUUUCUCCCAUGACUCAACUAAAACCUGCAUUACAAUCUCAGACAUCAGAUUCCGAGAGCUCGCCCGGUGAUAGAGAUCAAGCUGAAGCAUCAGAUGCUUAUCAUUCCCAUCCGUCGAAUGUUUCGUCAAUUACUGAGAAGUCUCUGGGCCAGUCAUGGGCUCUGUUGAGUCGCUCGGGUAAAGUAAGCAGCCAUGCAUCGAUGAAUACACUUGUGCCGAUGCCCAAGAGCAAGAUCGAGUUGAACAGAGGCGCCAAUGACGACGACGAAGAAAUAAAUGACAGGAUUGAUAGGGACGAGGACCGACAACUUGCAACUGGAGAUGCGGACGACGUUGAGACCACGGAUAUGCUGGCAAUUUUUGAGAUUGCCAAAGAGAUUCAAGACUUUCAAGAUUUGGUUGCAAGACAAGGUAACCAGAAGUCCGAGGGUGCUAACCGUACCACACAAAAGAUGCUUGACCUCAAGCAAUAUCAGGAAGAGCAGGAUGCGCUGGUUGUGUCACACCUGCUCGACCAUGCUGUGAAAAUCCAGAACGAGGCACUUUUAUCUACCUGGACGUCAAUACGACUUCGAUUCUCUAGUCAUGUUAUUGGAGACUCUAACUCUAACCUCAGAUGUUCUGCAGGAGUACUCGGAAGUAUUCAACGUUGCCCACUACGGGCCAAAUCGCAUGAGACGAAUAUGGUGGAUGCAUCUAAUAAAGACGAAUACCUCAUGAAUUUGUGGACUGAAGAGCUUCAGGAAACAUUCGACGGUCGUCUCAGGCUGACACUGAUAAGCAAUGAUGAAGGCGAGGAUAUAUACAGCGGGCCAUCCGACAUGUCCCACAUGGCACUGCAUACACAUCCGGAAGAUGAGCUCUACGGUGAAGACAUUCGAAGGCCUCAAGCCAGCGACGAUAGUGAGGAAGAAACUUCAGAAGAAGAAACUCCACCCCCAAGGCCUCCUGCCAGAGGCUCCGAAUUCACUACUCGUUGGCCUCGAGAAAGAGAAUACAGAGUCAGGCAAUUCGGUGCUGACUCUCAGGUACUCGGGUCCGCUCGUGAAAGACUUCGUCGCCAGACUCUCUCCAGAGCCAGGAUACUCAGAUCACGAAUCCUCGUCUACGAUUCCUUCUCUGAUCUGUUCAUUUUGUGGUUUCAAAACACCGACCACUUCAGAUCCUACGAAUACUUCCUUAGACAUCGUCCUAGCGUGGCAGCCAUGAUCGCCUUGUACGUGUGGAUAUUUCUCACAAACUACAACACUUCCAUGAGUAAAAGAGGUAAUUUGCCGUACGCCUACCAGGAUUUGUUUCCUCAGGCAGCCAACCUGCCCCGUGACUUCCGAACUCCUGGCUCCAUCUCGGCUGCGUCAUUUGCCGAGUCAUCCUCGAGAAACACUGCAUCGGCCUUCGCUCCAGCCAGAACACAUGAUAGACAAGGCUUGUUAGGCAAUUGGAAGAGAUUGUUCAAACGACUCUUCAAGCCGAAAACUCUUGACUUUGAAACCGCAACAUGGGAGGUGUUCCACUUGAUCGUGAACCCUAGAAAGAUGUACAGAUCAAACUACACAUACAAACAGCAGAACAGCAGAAGAUCCUCCUACGCCAGAGAUGACCCUUCGUUUUUGAUCUUGCUUACAGCACUCUUGUCUUUUAGUGCAAUUGCAUGGGGAUUGGCCUACCUGCCACACUUCUGGGACAUUGUCAAGCUAAUUAUCAAUAUGGUGUGCGUGGACUUCUACGUGACGGGUUUCUUCAUCGCCACUUUGCUGUGGCUUCUUACGAACAAGUUGGCAAACCCGCUGUUCUCAAUUCCCCAUGCCUUUUCUGCUACUUCUCGUUAUAAUGUCAACUACAUCGAUUGGACCUUCUGUUUCGAUGUCCACUGCAACUCGUUUUUGAUGAUCUGGUGCCUUCUCUACAUGUUGCAGUUCUUCUUGCUUCCCCUUAUAAACAGCAAAAAACUGUUCGUUUCUUUGUUGUUGGGAAACUCGCUUUACUUCGGUGCUGUGGGGUACUACUUCUUACCAGGUCAGGAGCGGGAGUUAACCCAGCUAAAGUACUACAACUUAUUAUAA
This is a messenger RNA of Candidozyma pseudohaemuli, 3627 nucleotides long. RefSeq lists its product as uncharacterized. The record is from RefSeq and is a predicted model, not a curated record. NCBI's taxonomy places the organism in Eukaryota, Fungi, Ascomycota, Pichiomycetes, Serinales, Metschnikowiaceae. Gene Ontology annotation, cellular component: Golgi membrane. Bases 1 to 3627 code for a protein of 1208 amino acids. The transcript is spliced from 6 exons.